AGAGGGAGAGUAAGGUGCAAUUUAGCCCUACAGCUGAUCUGUGCAGCGCUCAGAGAGAAGCUGAGACAACCAGACACAAACACACACGCACACUUUUGCUCUUUCACUCCCAUGCACUUCUUUCCUUUUGCCUGUAAGCACACAUGCACUCUAGGAGCCUGACAUCCAUGCAGUUGCACACAAAGACAACUGCAACGCAUCACUCUACAUCUGAAAAGAGAUCAUUUCUUUUCUCUUCUACAUCACAACAGUUUGGUAAGUAAAGACUACUCUGCCUCCCGGACUGAUAGGACACUUGGGGCAGAAGAAAGCAACUGAGGACACAGGAAGAGGAAUCUAAAAGCACUACCAUUGACAAGAGAGCGGAAAAGGGUGACAUACAAAUAGCUUAUUGCAAAGAUCAACAGAGGAAGAUCAACUGCAGAGGAGGAGAAUGUCUUUCCUCUCUGGCUCACCCUGGCAGCAGCCUGGCAUCAUUAAUGGAAACAGUGGUUACGGACAGCCUUCCAGUGGGUAUCAGCAGCAGCAUCAACAGCAGCAGCACAAACCUCCUGGUGUUCUCUCCAGCGCCAACAUCUCAUCAGUCAUGCCCUCCUCUUCACUCUCACCCACUGGUCCAGCUGCACCCCAUCACGGUGACCUGCAUUGCCAAACCCAGAUGGUAUCAGGGGGGAGCGCUGCCACAGCACAGACAGGAUCAAGAAUUACUUCAGUGGAAGAGGAGGUGAAAUUAGGGCGAGGUGGCACCGAGGGGAAUUUAUCCGGGAUGGUAGCAUCAGAAAGGCAAAGCUUCACCACACCAUUGCUGAAUAUAGAGGAUGAUUGGUCCAGACCCGAAAGGCCAAGGGAAGAUGCACAUAAGGUGGGAGGGGUUGGGAGUGUAUUAGGGAGUGCAGGGCAAAGCCCCAGCAGCCCCCUCUCAUCACAUUCCUCCCCAGUUUCAACAUCGCCCUCUCCUUCUCUCUCACCAGGGAGACUGUUUUCAAAUUCUGUCCUUGACCCUAAACCUUUUGGACAAAACGAUCUCCAGCAAAACAUGGAUGCGUUUCACCUUCAGGGAUCCCAAAAAGGUAUUCAAGGACACAUCUUCCCUCCGGCUUCUAACCAGGUGUCUGGGCAUCAGGAAAAAAUAUCAUUAAACCCAUCCAUCACCAGAGAUACAGCUUCAAGUGAAGCAGAAAGGAAGGAUGCAAAGAUGACAACUGGAAGCCUGUUGAAAGAGGAUUCUAAUGCAAGUAAACCUGGAAGUGAAACACUCAAGCCAUACCUUGGAAAGUCGGGUUUAGAUGUGAAUACUCUUCCUUUGUCUGAGCUGAAAGAUUGCAAAGCUGGUAGCACUGCAGGGCCUACAACACAUGCACCUGCAUCCCAGUCUCCAUCCCACAAAGCUGCUGGUAAUGCUGUGCCGAGUGUUUUAGGAGGCAACAUGCUGGACAGAGAGAACUUAAGCCAUACUGACACAGAGAGAACAGGAAGAGACAAUGUAACUGAGAAAAAUGUUGUAAGUUCUGCCAUGGGGCAGGCUGUAAAGCCCUUUGAAAGUAUGGGAAAAGGACCUUUUGCUUCGUCAAACAGAGAAACCAAAACAGUUAAAGGUAAUGACGUUCCUCAGCGGACUGCAGUGAGACGUGCAAUGUCUGACUGUUCACAUUUGUCUGUUCCCAUGGUAAUGGCCGGGGCAUACCCUACAGGUAUGGCCAUCACACAAGUGAUGGCACCCCGCAUGCAAGAUUUCAUCCCAAUGGGAACACCUUGCCCAUCCAGAGCCCCUUACCCACAUGUUGCUGUCCGUCGAUCACUUACAGUCACAGAUGGGACUGAAGGCUCUAGUUCAAUGGCAACAAUGAUCUCAGCUCCUUUAAUGAUGUCACCUGUAGUCCCAUCAUCUCCUCCUCCUAAGAGACACCAUGGGAGCUGUGAGACCAAUGUUCUACUUCCUGUUCCAGCUCCUGUAGGGACACUGGCUAACAGCACCCAAGAUAGUAUCACAAAAGCAACCGUGAAAGCUGACAACAAGGAGAAGCUAGACAUUAACUCCAGCAAGACGGACAAGAUCAACAACUUGGACAAGAAGGAAGAGCAGCUAAAGAAGGACAACAACACCGACAAGAAUCAAAAGCAGGAGAUGAUCCUCAAAAAUGAGGAAAAGAUUGAUAAGCUGAACGACAAGGCUAAUGAGAAGCCAGAGAAGGUGGAUAAGCCAGAGAAGACCAACAAGGACGAAAAGAAGGAAGAGGAGAAGAAGCCGGCUGAGAAGAAGGAGGAGAAGGGAGGAAAAGGCACAGCCAAGUCUCCCACAGGGAACGGCAGCAAAACCGUUCCAAGCACAGACAGCAAGAGCAAGCUUGAUCCGGGUUCAACCAAACAAAAUUCAACCAAAUCACGUCCAUCUACCCUCUCCACCAAUGAUGUGGCCAACUCGGCCAAACGCCCGUCUCCUACUACAGCCAAUAAAAAAAGCCCCAUGCCCAAGGCGACCACACCCACAGCAGCAAAACGUCAGCCAACCACAGGCUCAACCAAGGCUGCCAAGACUCCAGAAAAUGGGGCAGAGAAACGCUCACCUGUUCCAAAAACCACAGCCCCUCCUCGUCAGGCUCCCAACAAGAAUGGCACCUCUGCAGGGACGGCUAAUAAAACUGCCGCCAACAAAAAUGAGAAGACUGAGAAUAAGACAGGGGAGACCAAGAAACCCAAAACUACAGCACGUCCUCGCCCAACAUCCACAGCCACUCCUGCUACCCCGUCUGCCUCCACCAAUGGUGAAGGUGCAUCCACCCAUCGUCGCCGUGUCAUUACAAAACCCCCUGUGCCCAAGCAGACCCCCCUGGAGAAGAAGCCCGCAGCUCCUCGCCCUCCCCGAACCCCCCGACCCAUCAAUGCUCCGACGCCAGACCUAAAGAAUGUGCGCUCCAAAAUUGGAUCCAUCGACAACAUCAAGUACCAGCCGGGCGGCGGGAAGGUCUCCUCCACCCUGAACAGCAAGACAUCAGACUCCUCCACCCCUGCCGCCAAGGCCAGAGUUCAGAUAGUGCACAAAAAGCUGGACUUCAGCCACAUCACCUCCCGCUGUGGCUCCAAGGACAAUAUCAAACAUGUCCCUGGAGGUGGCAAAGUGCAAAUCUUGAAUAAGAAGGUUGAUGUGAGCAAGGUGACCUCAAAAUGUGGCUCCAAGGACAACAUCAAAUACAAGCCAGGUGGUGGUGAUGUGAAGAUUGAGUCCCAUAAGGUCAACAUUAAGGCCAAGUCCAAGAUCGGAUCUUUGGACAACGUAGGGCCAGGCAGCGAACAGACAAACGGACACAAGGAGGACAAAACAGGAGAGAAGACAUCUCCACCUGCAAGUGGUGCUCCACAGCAAACAACAGCACCAGCAGGCGUUGCUAAAGAGAAUGGCAUGAAAGAGCCAACAGCUUCUCCUUUAGGGGGAGGUGGACUAAAGGAGCCCCUUAGCAUAGACAAGCGCAUUACCGAGACAAACUGAGUCCCUGUGAGCUACAGAAAGUGGUGGAACGUGCAUGAUGCUCACUGACCUGCCAACCUACUGACCAACGAAAUAACCACCGUGCAGUCACUUCCCUCUGGUCCUGUCCUUCAAGUCACCCACUGCAGCAACAAUUGCUUCUCAGUGUUCCUCUGAGGUCUGCCUACCAGCGUCCUUCUACCAAUCCUUAACUUCGACCUCUCAAAGUUAUCUUACCAAGUCGUCCACUUGGUGUUUGUAGACACAUCUUUGUGUGGUUUCACCAGCUUGUUAUCUUCUUACCACAGAUAUACUCAACUUUACCCCGUUAAAAAAACAAAACAGCCUAACAACACAAAGCAGAGUCACCUAUUUCAAAUGUUCAACCUAUGAAUCUAACGUCUUAUGAAAACAAUUUUCUCUGCUCUUUGAAAAACAUUCACACUCCAACACUCCCUUAGUAUCCUGUAGUAUCCUAACCAUGUCAGUAAAUCUGUACCUCACCUCAAGAUCAGCCCAUCAGAUAUCACUUAGUCUCAUCAAAGGCAUUCUUAUUGCCAAUCAAAGACUUAUUACAAAUUAUUUAAUCACAAUCAUGAUAAUGUUGAUUAAAAAUUAUCAGUAUUAUUUUUAUCUCUCUAUUAGUAUCCUUGUACUCAAAGUUGAUAGAGGUGGUUUCAAAAAACACCACAUGGUUGUGCUAAACUGGAACAGCUUAACGUGUUUUGCAAAAAGAAUCUAAUUAAGUACAAAAGCUUGUUUAGACAGAAAUCGGCCGAUUACUCGAACCGCCUUUCUUUAUAUGUAGCUUGAUUGGUGAGAUGAGUUGGAAACUAAAAAAAAAAAGUUUUUGUUUUUUUAAUGGUACCAUAUUAACAACUUUCCUCAUUGUUGAUGUUGUUAUUAAGGUAAGGGGCUCAAAUUUAGUCUACAAAUAAAAUCAGAAGAGCAAAACGGAUGUGGGAAGAUACAUUUCAAGCAAGUCACCGUCCAAACAUAUUUAAGCACAGGAUCUGUAUUUUUUUUCUGCUUAUGACUGCAGUUAAAAACAUUAUUAGAAAAUUUUAGGACCUCAAAAUAAUGUCAGAAGAGCACAAAUGGUUUAUGUUAGGAGCUUCACUGGGUGGUCUUUAAUUGGAAAUUGGUCCUGCUGAUGUGAAUUAACACAAUUUACCUCAAAGAACACAAAAGAAUAGGUACACUGGACUAAUUAAAGCACUUUUUGCAGUUACACUGCAUGAUUUGGUUAUACAUAAUACCCUGGCUAAGUAGACGUCACGUAUAAAAAAAAAUAGAGGAUCCUAACCUUCACCACUAACUACCCUUUGAGUGUAUUAACCCUUAAAUCUAAAUAUGUAUACCUUUUGAGCUGGUAUCUACAUACACUGAGUAUUAAAGCUCUCUAGAAAUAAUGCAUAUGAUGAAUAUGAAGGAGCUCUGUAUUUAAAAGUUCUUUAUAGAUUACACUGUUCAUCUCUAUUCAUCACAUUUCUGCACAUCCACACCGUCUCCAAGGGUCCUCAGCCGUUACCAUAAGAUGUGUCUGGCCCAUGAUAAUAACAGACUGACAGGUAGAAGACCUCAAUUUUUCUCAUGCACCCUUUGAAACCGAAACCUCUUGGUUAUUUGCAUUAACCCAUCUGAGGAUGGAAGGCCCUUUGUAUGUAGUUUUAGAAAACCACUGCUUUAUCGUUUAGUAGUUCACGCUAAUGUGCUACUAUUGUUAAUAUUCUUUGUUCAUAGAUCAUCUCAUUAUCUUUGCUACAGGUUUUGUACACUGGUAUCCCGUGUUGUAGCAUCUCUUCAUCUCUUUCCUCUUCCUGUGUCUUUCUUUAGCUUUCUGACAGCAAUACAGUAAUAUAAAGAUUGAGGGCUUCUUGUCACCAGUGCAUCUAAGGGACACAAAAAAAAAAACAGAAAGAGGACAGAGAACUGAUAUGGUGAACAAACGUUCCGAGAUGGGGGAGAGUUAACUUGAAGUGGGAGCUA
Messenger RNA from Cyprinodon variegatus (sheepshead minnow), 5452 nucleotides. Its product is annotated as microtubule-associated protein 4-like. Gene Ontology annotation, biological process: microtubule cytoskeleton organization; neuron projection development. NCBI's taxonomy places the organism in Eukaryota, Metazoa, Chordata, Actinopteri, Cyprinodontiformes, Cyprinodontidae. The coding region runs from base 434 to 3484 and encodes 1016 amino acids. Gene Ontology annotation, cellular component: neuron projection. The record is from RefSeq and is a predicted model, not a curated record. Gene Ontology annotation, molecular function: microtubule binding. The transcript is spliced from 12 exons.